Oryza sativa Japonica Group (Japanese rice) is the source of this 1117-nucleotide messenger RNA. Its product is annotated as probable xyloglucan endotransglucosylase/hydrolase protein 26. Gene Ontology annotation, molecular function: hydrolase activity, hydrolyzing O-glycosyl compounds; xyloglucan:xyloglucosyl transferase activity. The record is from RefSeq and is a predicted model, not a curated record. Gene Ontology annotation, cellular component: cell wall; apoplast. Gene Ontology annotation, biological process: cell wall biogenesis; xyloglucan metabolic process. NCBI's taxonomy places the organism in Eukaryota, Viridiplantae, Streptophyta, Magnoliopsida, Poales, Poaceae.
UCUCAUCAGCAUUUCUCUCUCAACCUGUGACACUUUGUCUGAACUUUUUUUGCUCGAGCUUUUCUGCAACGAGAGGAGGACGACGACGACGAUGGGGAGGUUGAGCUUGCUUCUCGUGGUUUUCACGGCGGCGGCGGCGGUGGUUGGGCUCGCCGGAGCCAGCUUCCGCGACGAGUGUGACAUCCCGUGGGAGCCCCAGAACGCCAGGUUCACCGACGACGGCAAUGGCCUCUCGCUCUCCCUCGUCAGCAACUACUCAGGCUGCAUGCUGCGGACAAAGAAGCAGUUCAUCUUCGGGAGCGUCUCCACUCUUAUCCAACUUGUCCCCGGCAAUUCGGCCGGCACCGUCACCACAUACUACACAUCGUCGGUCGGAGACAACCACGACGAGAUCGACUUUGAGUUCUUAGGCAACGAGACCGGCCAACCCUACACCAUCCACACCAACAUCUAUGCCAAUGGCGUCGGCGACAAGGAGAUGCAGUUCAAGCCGUGGUUCAACCCCACCGAUGGCUACCACAACUACACCGUCUCCUGGACCGCUUGCAUGAUUGUGUGGUACAUCGACGGGACACCCAUCCGAGUGUUCCGCAACUAUGAAAAAAGCAACGGUGUGGCGUUCCCAAUGAAGCGGCCGAUGUAUGGGUACUCGAGCAUAUGGGCGGCGGAGGAUUGGGCAACACAGGGUGGCCGUGUGAAGGCUGACUGGUCCAAGGCACCUUUUGUCGCGAACUACCAUGGCCUCAACAUCAAUGUAUGCGAGUGCUCUACUACCUCUGGUGGAGGCAACAGUUGUGCUGCAAAAUGUGCUUCAACCUAUAAUAGCAAGUCAUCAGUAUGCCAGUUGAGUGAUUCAGAGCUCGCACGGAUGCGGAAAGUGCAGGAUGAGUAUAGGAUCUACAACUAUUGCGUUGAUCCCAAGAGAUACAACGGAUCUGUACCAGUCGAGUGUAGCCUACCACAAUAGUUUACCAGCUGCUAUGAGUAUGGAUAUUUUUUAUGAGUUUUGAGAUUUAUUUGAUGAUUUUUUUUCUAUUCGUAAAUCUUACAUUAUUUGCUCUUAAAACAACUUGUACUUGUAUACUUACAUAUGUUAUAGCAUACGCAAUUACAAAUA